AUGAAGACUGCCUUUCUACGAGAUCAGGCUCCAGACGACGAGAAAUGUCUGGUAUUUGGAGACCUGCUCACAGGACCUGCCCGAAAUUGGUACAGCCAGUUGAGCCGAUCGACCCGCGAUGAUUGGAAGUCGUUGUCGGAAGGCUUCAUGGCCCGAUAUGGAGGAUAUGGAAUGUCAGCUGGAAGACAAUACUACCACGCGCGGAAGAGACCGAAUGAAACCCCGUUGGAAUACUUGGACCGGUUGAAUAUAGCAGGAAUGCGAGCAAAAGUGGCGUUCAGAGAUGGAUCGCCAGCAAGCCGACUACUGGUGCAGCUGGACAAGUCGCGACCCAAAUCGUGGGCGACGACGGACCCAGUGUUCCGUGGAAAUACGGAGCCAGAGUGGAAGGAAGGCGCGAACAAUGAACUGGAGCUAUUUUACGACCACGAGGUGCAUCAAGACGAGGCAGUGACGCUGACGGUCGAGGUGUAUGUGAACGAGUCGGGCGACGAACUUGUUGGCUCGGGCCAAUUGGACGUCUCGGCCAUUGUGCACAAGCAAAGCACCGAGCCACAGCAUGAGCAUGUCCAGCUGGGGAACAAUCGAGGCGAAGUCGAAGUGCUCGUCUGGUUUGGCCCACCAGUUCGCAGGGCUUUUCGCGCUGCUGGCCGCUCGGUGAAGUUGCUGGAUGCGCGAGACGCGGUCGUGGGCAUGAUGUGCUCGAUGACGUCGUGGAUUGGCCGCGUCCUGUCGCGGUACACCCAGCCGCCGACGGACUUUGCAAAGAAGCACCGCAAUUUAAGCGUAGCUGUGGCGGCAUUGCUGGGCAUCAUGGGCGCUGGAGCGCUGGCUUUGUUCCUGGCUGUUGCUGUACCGACGAUGCUGGUGGCUUUUUUUACGUUCCCGUUGUGGAUCAUCCCGUUCCUAGUGACGACGUUCUUUGCGGCGCCGCUGUGGGUACCCAUUCUGCUCUUGGUGGGUCUGUUUCUGCUGUUUAUCGCCACGUUUGUCUUUGGUCUCGGGGUCACCUCGCGUCCCGUGCGUCGCAAAGGGGCUAUGAUAUCCAACAAAAUUAAGCACUCGGAUGUUGGCAAGCGUGUGAUCUACGAGAAGAUGGCUUAA
Messenger RNA from Peronospora matthiolae, 1104 nucleotides. NCBI's taxonomy places the organism in Eukaryota, Oomycota, Peronosporomycetes, Peronosporales, Peronosporaceae. The record is from the annotation of a GenBank genome assembly.